GUUAAACAUAUCUUCAUCAGUCGAGGCAUGUUUGCUGCAUGUUACCUUUUGAGUCUUGUGCAGCUGUACUAAUGAGAUAAUUACUUGUGCUGCUCUCGCUGGAGAUGAGCAUGUGAUCUUCCUUCUAAUUUUCCUGAAGUAGGAGGAUAUCAACGGGCCAGUACGUCAAACGGCUGCUAGAGUAAACAAUACCUUCGUUCGUCAAAUUCUAACCCAAAAUCUCCUGAAAGACUCAACUCAUUUUAUUUGGUCUGUUAAUGAGUGUACUGUGUUUUGUCCGCUACUCUCUCACGGCCUCAUCUAUCACUCGUUUCCCAGUCAGAACUUUACAUUCACUUGUUUCACGAUACCACCACAUACAACCCUUCAAAGAAUAUAGAACACCUCGCAAGAUGGAGUAUGAUGAAAAUGACGAUCCGGAACUCGCAGCAGCCAUCCGAGAGUCGAUGAAAUAUCAACCAGGUGGACACCCGUUUGUCGAUCAUAGAAACCCAUUGAAUGAUGUCGUCGACCUUACUGGUGAUUCAGACGACGGGAACAACAGUGCUCAUCAAAAUGAUCUAAUUAACCUCGAGGAAGAAUCUGACGACGAGGAUCUCAAACGAGCUAUCGCGUUAUCAAUGCAGCAGACGGGGAUGUCCGAAGAGCCAGAAGAAAUACCCGAAUCGGUAGACGAAGUUGAGAUUAUUAAUAACCCUAUUCCCAAGAAGCCCAUAUCAGAGGAAAAGACGACAGCUACUCAGAACUCAAGUGCAUUUGGACUUCUAGGACUCGAUCGCAAAAUACUUGAGGAAGAGCGUCUUGCCCGCGUUGCGAAGCGAAAGGCAGACCAGAGCAUCUCUCCGCCGCCUUUGAGUCGGGAGCGGAAAGUUGCAAGGAAGACUGUCUCUCCCUCUCCGAGUGGUGCGCUUCAAACUGUACUACAGGCGUCGGACUCCAAAGCAGCCAGCAGAGAGGGCAAUGGAGUAAAUGCUGCACCAUCCUCCCGUCCAUCCAUUCAAUUCCCCAAAGGAGCGGUGAAAAAGACAUGGGUAUUUGGUUGUCCACGAAGUAGUGACGACAUCAAGAUCGAAGAGGUCUUACAAUCCUCUGACCUUGAGUUGGCUAUUCUCAGUGCAUUUCAGUUUGAUAUGGAAUGGCUUUUUACAAAAUUUCGCACAAAUACGACUAGGUUCUUGUUUAUGAUGCAGGCCAAGGAUGAGGUCACUAAACAACAAUAUGAAAAUGACAUAGUCGGCAAACCCAGUAUACGCUUAUGCUUUCCUCCAAUGGACGGACAAGUCAACUGUAUGCAUUCAAAGCUUAUGUUAUUAUACCACCCUAACUACCUGAGAAUUGUGGUUCCAAGUGCCAACUUGACUAAUUAUGACUGGGGAGAAAUGGGCGGUAUUAUGGAAAAUACUGUCUUCCUCAUCGACUUGCCCAAAAUAUCAGGAACUAAUAAUGAGGCACCGAAGACGGCUUUCUAUGAAGACCUCACUUAUUUCCUGGAAGCUAGUACAUUGCAUCCAAGUCUGAUUGAGAAAAUAUCUACAUACGACUUUACAGAAACCGCGCGCUAUGCGUUUGUCCAUACUAUUGGGGGCUCCCAUACUGGCGAAACUUGGAAGCGUACAGGGCAUUGUGGUCUAGGCAGAGCUGUGGACGCUCUUGGUCUGAGAACACAAUCGCCAAUUAAUAUUGAUUUUGUGACCUCCUCUGUUGGCUCACUGACCGCCGAAUUUUUGCGAUCGAUAUACCUCUCAGCUCAAGGAGACGAUGGCUCAAUUGAAUACACCCUCCGAACAUCAAAAACCUUCCCAUCCAAAAGCAUCGGCAACCCCACAAGAACAAUCCAAAAGACGACAGGCUCAGAUUGGAAAGACCAUUUCCGUGUCUACUACCCAUCUCAAGAGACAGUCCAGAACUCCAAAGGCGGUCCCGGGUGCGCAGGCACAAUUUGUUUCCAGGAGAAAUGGUACAAUGGGCCUAAAUUCCCGCAACAUGUUUUGCACGACUGUAUUAGUCGGAGGGAAAAACUCCUGAUGCAUAAUAAAAUGCUUCUUGCCCGUCCUGAAACACCAAUUAAUCUCCCUGAUGGAUCAACAUGCGUCGCAUGGGCGUAUGUUGGCAGCGCAAACCUGUCCGAAAGCGCAUGGGGAAGACUAGUCCAGGACCGCGCGACCAAAGAACCAAAACUGAACUGCCGAAACUGGGAAUGCGGCGUUUUAGUCCCUAUCACGAAGGUGUCGGAGUCAGCCGUCAAUGACAAACAGGGGAAGAAAGAGAAAGAAGAGGAGAAUGGUGAUAUUGAACAGAUAUUCAAUCCUAUCCCUGUGCCGAUGCGUGUCCCAGCACCGUCGUUUUCAGCGAAUCCUAAUUUGAAACCAUGGUACGGUGGGUGGUAGAUAUGAUUCUAGGAAAUCUAUGUAUUAAAACAUGUCGGAGAAUGAAUCUCAAAGUAAUAUUG
Talaromyces proteolyticus is the source of this 2449-nucleotide messenger RNA. Its product is annotated as tyrosyl-DNA phosphodiesterase-domain-containing protein. The record is from RefSeq and is a predicted model, not a curated record. Gene Ontology annotation, cellular component: nucleus. Gene Ontology annotation, biological process: single strand break repair; double-strand break repair. The transcript is spliced from 8 exons. The coding region runs from base 258 to 2387 and encodes 709 amino acids. NCBI's taxonomy places the organism in Eukaryota, Fungi, Ascomycota, Eurotiomycetes, Eurotiales, Trichocomaceae. Gene Ontology annotation, molecular function: double-stranded DNA binding; single-stranded DNA binding; 3'-tyrosyl-DNA phosphodiesterase activity.